AUGCGUCUCCCAUCAAUUUCUUCUCUUCUGUGUCUUGCGGGACUGGCAUCUCUGCCGGUCAAUGCCUACGAUGAUGAGAAUGUCAAGAGCAUUUCUCUCCGCACCCAUACUCUUUCUGCGCCGUACCUCGAUUCGGAUUUCCAAAGCCGCUGGUUCGACUUCGGAGGAGACACGGUCAUUCGUGCAGACAAGUAUAUUCGCCUGACGGCCGACCGGCCAUCGCAACAGGGAUGGCUUUUCUCGCGUGUGCCUCUGACCGCAACUAACUGGCAGAUUGAGCUAGAAUUUGAGAUUCACGGCGAGAAUAACCUGCACGGCGAUGGCUUUGCCCUUUGGAUUACCAAGCAACGUGCCACUCAGGGCCCCGUCUUCGGGUCCACAGACCGUUUCGAGGGCUUGGGUAUUUUCUUCGAUACCUACAAGAACAACCGACCGGGCGUGACGUUCCCGUACGUCAUGGCCAUGAUGGGCGACGGAUCGACUACGUACGAUCAGGCUCACGACGGCAAGGCCAACGAGCUUGCCGGCUGCUCAGCCCGGGGUCUUCGUAAAGCCUCCGUUCCGACUAAAGCCCGCCUCACCUAUUUCCAGGACAAGUUCCUGGAACUGGAGCUGCAGUACAGGUCCGAAGACUCUUGGACCCAAUGCUUUAAGGUAUUGGCCGAGGACACCAAGAUCGCCAUCCCCUCCGUCGCGUACCUCGGCUUGUCCGCCGAGACGGGCGAGCUCAGCGACAACCACGACAUCAUCUCCAUCAAGGCCGACAACCUGUACUCGGUCAACCGGAACAGCGGCGGGCGCGGCGCCUCGGACGGGCACUCCAGGUCCCGCGGUGGAUCCAAGGCCCCGCAUGAAAAGAGCAGCUGGUCGUGGUUCCUGUUCAAGGCGGUCUUGUUAUUCGCGGCCAUUGCUGGUGCCUACCUGGGCUGGACUAUCUACCGCACUCGGGCGCGGUCGUCGCGCUUCUGA
Molecule: messenger RNA, 969 nt
Organism: Penicillium alfredii
Lineage: Eukaryota; Fungi; Ascomycota; Eurotiomycetes; Eurotiales; Aspergillaceae
Product: legume-like lectin family protein
Exons: 5
Coding region: 1-969 (322 amino acids)
Biological process (GO): endoplasmic reticulum to Golgi vesicle-mediated transport; Golgi organization; endoplasmic reticulum organization
Cellular component (GO): endoplasmic reticulum membrane; Golgi membrane; endoplasmic reticulum-Golgi intermediate compartment
Molecular function (GO): D-mannose binding
Source: RefSeq, a predicted model, not a curated record